Pseudomyrmex gracilis is the source of this 3426-nucleotide messenger RNA. RefSeq lists its product as uncharacterized. Gene Ontology annotation, molecular function: 3'-5' exonuclease activity; nucleic acid binding. Gene Ontology annotation, biological process: nucleobase-containing compound metabolic process. NCBI's taxonomy places the organism in Eukaryota, Metazoa, Arthropoda, Insecta, Hymenoptera, Formicidae. The record is from RefSeq and is a predicted model, not a curated record. The transcript is spliced from 8 exons. The coding region runs from base 490 to 2985 and encodes 831 amino acids.
UUCUCUCGCUCAGUUUAUGCCCGGAGGUACGUACAUGUAUGCAAGGAUGUGUUACGUAUUGUACCGCAUUGGGGUUAACUGUGAUUCCGCUUAGCAUUGUUAUCAAGGAGAGAACGGAGGAGAAGGGAGAUCUUAUAAUGCACAAUUUCUAAAGGGCUCAGAGAGAAGUAACAAUGACUGAAAGCAAACUGUAAAUUAGUGAUAUGUAUAUAUAAGGCUAAGAGAUCUGCCUUUUCCUCCAUUAUGCUGGCUAUGUUUAGUUUAAUUGAAAAUCAUUCAAUCUCAACAAAUAUCACAUCUUCGAACGAACGAAUCUACAACAACAAACAAAUUCUCAAUGUAUUUUUUUUUUAAGGCAUAACUACAAACACUAUGGUGAUAGCUUAGUAAUGUGCCUUUAUCUUCGAUAUUUCAAGUUUACUAUGACAGAUACGUCUUGACACAUUUUAAAGAAAUUGUGGUACGUUUCUCAACGAUAUAACCAUAAAAAUGGAUAGCUCAGAAUACGAAAUGGUGAGAAACAUGACUCUCCUCUUUUUCUUUGAACGACUGAUGGAUAAGGGUGGCCCGCGCACACUGCACGAUCUGAGUUGCCAGUUUGGGGCUAAAGGAUUUACAAAGGAAAUGCGUCAAAUAGCAGGCGGAUCGCAAAGUGGCCUUAAAAAAUUUCUAGCUCAAUAUCCAGCACUGUUCCUGAUCGAUGGCGAUUACGUGUCUGUCAAUACGUUUCAGCCAGUUGUUGAGGAGGAUAGCGGAAGUAAAGUGGGCAAACGCGACUACGCUCGUGAGGCGGUGGAAUACUUUACAAAUAAACUGUUGCAAUAUGGGGUGGGCACUGAGGUGCCUAUCAAGAGUCUUCUGGGUCAUCGAUCGCAAGCUUCACCGGAAGUCAGACACAUAUCCGGUCAACACUACAAGGAAUUUCGUGAUUUUCUGUUAAGGUACCCCGAUGCAUUUUUAGUCACUGAAGAUAAUGUAAUACUGAAGCAAUAUGAAGGCAUGAAACCGGAACCUUUUCACGAGCUAGAACCGGACAUCCCGAUAGAUCCGGAUGUUACAGCAAAACUGCUAGACUUCUUCUGCGCCUGUAUCGAGCAGAAAGGACCAAUUCUUAUAGAUAAGUUAUUCAAUACAGUCAAUGAGAAAUUCUCCCAUGAGAAUUGGACGAGUAUAUUUAAGACGCCACAGGAUCUAUCUACUUUUAUAAAGAUGUUUCCAGAUGCUUUUCACGUGCAAACAAAUCUGGUAACAUUGAUAGGACGACCAAAAUCUUCAGUUACAGAAUCUGUAACCGCAAAACCGAAGACCACAGGCGGCAAUCAACGCAAUCAAAGCAAUAGUGCGCUUCACACAAAUAAUGCGAUAUCGGUCGUUUCACCGAGUAAAAUUCAAUUUUCUCAGUUGCCUCUAAAUCAGUCGGAGACUGUUUGCAACAAUACCGCAUCUCAACACAAUUCACUGCAAAAUGCACACACCAGCGUGGAAAGCAAUAAUAAUUCGCCACCUGUUAGUUUGCAACAACAGACUCUCAAGCAGAGAUUCAACACAAUCGUUAUGAGAACUCUGGCUGAUAAUACGGAACGAGAUCGCAGUCUACAAGCCGCUCAAAUGGGUGACGCGUGGAAACUAAAAGUGUUACAGCAGACGAGAGUGAUAGCGACGUCGCGAGAGAGUCUUCAAAUUAUAGAAGAUAUAAUAAACCCUCGGAAGUCUCCACCUGAUGGCAAAGUGGUCGUUUCUUUCGAUUGUGAGGGUAUAAAUCUUGGUGUUAAGGGACAAUUGACUCUUGUACAAAUUGGUACAAUGAGUGGUCAAGCAUAUGUGUUUGACUUGUUUACAUGUCCGAGUAUUGUUCAAGCUGGAGGUCUUCAGAAACUAUUGGAACAUCCACAAGUUAUCAAAGUGAUUCAUGACUGUAGAAAUGACAGUGUCAAUCUGUACAAUCAGUUCAUGAUUACAUUGACAAACGUGUUUGAUACACAGGCUGCGCACGCGGUUCUUCAGUUUCAAGAAACGGGAAAACCUGUGUAUAAAGUUAAAAAUGUUAAUCUCAAUACUCUGUGCGACCUCUACGGUGCUCCAUGUAAUCCGCUUAAAGAACAAUUGAAGAAUAUUUAUCGCAAAGAUCAACGCUAUUGGUCUCGACGACCUAUGACUCGCGACAUGUUGAUUUACGCGAGCAGUGACGUUUUGAGUCUUGUUCCUCAAGUUUACAGCGCCAUGUCUAGACUUAUAAAGCCGGAAGUACAAGGUCUUUUUGCAGAGUUGUGCGAAGAACAGAUUCAAAUGCACAUAAGACCAGCGGAUGUGAAAGCACGCAAGAAGCAGCGAAAAGUUGAGACCGAAGUGGCAGAUUUGAAAAAGAGAAUGGAAGAAGCUACGAGUAAAAAUAUCGUACUGAGCAAUCGCGAAAUUCGGCUUCUACGUUACUUGGAUCUUACCGAAGAAGAAAAAGAAAAGCUCAAAGGGAGUUAUAAAGUUGCACGAAAACUGGAAAAGUUAGAGAACAUGGGUCAGGAUAAAGGUGAUAGCAGUGAUGAUGACGACGAGGAUAAAACGGACGAUCACGAGUAUCAGAGUUUGGAGAGUUAUACAUCAGACAAUUCUCAUUCCGGCGGUAUAUUGUCGCCACGUAACGCUGACACUCCAAGCUUGACUGAGUCAAUGCAAAUGGUAGAUGAGAUACUCUCGGACGGUCGGAUGGAUAAGCUGGAAAAAAUUGAGAAACUGGAAGCCAUACUAUCAGCUGUUACGAGCUGUGCGACUGAUCAGUUUUCCAGCAACAGUGCAGACGCAUCGCCUAGCAAAACAUGCACGUGCAUGUGCGAGAGCGACAAGACCGAUAGUUCGCGGACAGAUCGCCAGGUUGCCAGGACUAGUGUGGCCUGCCAAACGCUUAGCACUGGUGAUAUAGUAAUUACUAGAAUCUUUACCAACGAGGAAGAAAAAGAGAGAGUAAGAUUACUGAAUUCGCCAAAAAAGUAGGUAUUACAGCUGCUAUGAAAGUAGUACAAGAGUUGCCAUUUAUAGAUUUUUUUAAAAGGGAACGAAUUCACAUGAAAAGAAUUAAGUAGGUGAAAUUUCUCUAUUUUAUGUAAUAUAACAAUAUUCACACCGAGCAGAACUGGCGAUAGUCAUAGUGUUAUGCUUUCUGACGUCUCUGCUCCUUUAAAAGUGUCUUAAACAAAUAGGCCUUGUUAUGCUCGCCUUUUCAAAUCUGACAGUGUAAUAAUCAGAUUUCUGAAAAAAGGUUUAUUAAUUUUUAUAUGAAGAUGUAUCGUAUACAUAUUCGUUAUUUGUGUGAAGAUCAUCUUUCUUUUACAUGUAUUUAAGAAAGACCGAAUCGUCUUACAUGGAAAAUAGAAAAAGUCAACUUUUAAUAGAUGUAAUUUUAUUCUUGACAAAUUGCAGUUUGUAAUAUUUUAC